GCGUUCUCCUUAUUUCUCCUCAGAAAGCGCGUCGCUGUCGCGGGCGCCAUUUUGAGUGGUCGCCUCGCCUAUUCUUUCACCCCCCCCUUCCCCGUUUUCUCCGGUUUCUCCUCGGGGACCGCCGGGCGCGCGAUGCAGGCGGGCGUAAAGGUGUUCGUGGGCAACGUUCCGGAGGAGGCUUCGCAGGUGGAGCUGCGCGACCUCUUCGAGGCGGCCGUGCCGGGCGAGGUGCUGAAGGUGGCCCUCAUGAAGCAGUUCGCCUUCGUCCACCUGCGCGACGAGGCGGCGGCCGAGCGCGCCAUCCAGAAGCUCAACGGCCACCUGCUCCACUGCCACCGGGUCGUCGUCGAGCUCUCCCGCCCGAGGCCCACCCACACCGUCAAGAUCUUCGUCGGCAACGUCUCGGCCGCCUGCACCAGCGGCGAGCUCCGCGUCCUCUUCCAGGAGUAUGGGCCCGUCGUCGAGUGCGACAUCGUGAAAGACUACGCGUUCGUGCACAUGGAGAAAGACGAGGAUGCUAAAACCGCCAUUGAACACCUUAACGGAAGAGAAAUCAAGGGCAAAAGGAUUAAUGUGGAACUUUCCAAUAAAGCUCAUAAAAGGGGGAUUGCAGGUUACAUUGGACAGUUCGGCGGAGACGAAAAGAACAAAAUACCAACUUUAGAGAACCUGCAGACCAGGAAUGAUGGCCUGAGAUCCGGUAACCUUGCCUACUCAAUGGGGAAUCCGGCUUAUUCUUCACUUGACUAUGACUAUCAGCAGCGGAUGAACAAUAACACCAAAUUUGACUCGAAUGGCCAAGCCAGGCAGAUGUCCCCUUCUUUCUUCAGAAGGGACCGGAGCCCGCUAAGACGCUCGCCCACGAGAGCAGGCUACACGCUCCCCAUGACCGGACAGCAAGCUUCCUACAGAGAUCAACCUGCAGCAUCGCUUGGGAUGGCCUACAGGCCUCAGCCUACUACUGGGCAGGCGGCCAUGUACCGAGCCCAGCCCUCCACCAUGCUGGCAAAUGCAUACAGAGCCCAGUCCUCUGUUGCCAAUACUCAGGCGGCGGCAGCAGCCUCGGCAUUAACAUCCUAUAAUACUCAAGCCUAUGGAACCCAGGCCACUGCUUCCCAAGUCGCCACUUACGAAGCCCAGCCCUCCACAACGUACGCUGCUGCUGCUGCUGCUUAUGGGGCCCAGACAGCUGCCUCCUAUGCAGCCUCCUACGGGGCCCAAGCAACUGCUCUCUCCGCCUCUUACGGAGCCCAGACAGCAGCCAGCCAGUCAGCCUUGUACGCAGCUCACACUCUCUCAGCCCAGCCUGCAUCCUAUGGAGUCCAGCCCGCCGUUGGCCAUGCUGCUUCCUACGGGGCUCAGGCUUCAUCUGCGAUGCAAUCUGCUUAUGGGACCCAAUCUGCAGCCAGCCUGGCAGCUGCUUACAGCAUGCAGGAUGCUGCGGCGGCUGCUUACAAAACGCAACUGUCUGCGUCGUUGCCCACGGCUUACAGAGCCCCAGCCGAAGCAGCCUACGCAGCCCAGCAGUCUGCUUCAGCCCCCGUAGCAGCAGGUUAUAGGUCUCAGGCUGCAGCAUACAAUGGGUUGACCCAGACCGGGCAGCAGGCAGCUUCCUAUGCAGGGAUGUCCCAGGCAGAAACUGCCGUUCUCCACCCACUCUAUGAACGCACACGCCUCUCCCCGCCACGUGGAAGCCGUGAGGAUCUCUACAGAAAAGCGGCUGCAAUGAACAAGAGGUACAGUUCUGAUCUCUCAGAUGACCGCCGUUUAUCUGACUACUCUGAUUUCCGCCGCUUAUCUGACUCCCCCCAUGCGUACCGCCACUCGCCAACAAAAGCUCAACUGGAUUAUCGCCGCCUCCCCGAAAUGCAGUCUGAUGCCCGUUACGCAGGUGCCUAUGGCGAUUACUUGCGUAAUGCACAACUGCAGCUGCAUGCUAGUUACCAGCGCCGUCUGUAGAGGAAAUUCCCCGCCUUCUGGGGUGGGACUCUGGUUGCCGUGGCCUCCGCCGUUGUAACCUGUAGAGCAUAAUCCCAGCUGCUGCAUCCUAAGUCAGCAGUUCGAUUUCAGAACAAUCUUUUAGUCCUGACAUUUCUUGAUCAUGGGUGCCCUAGGCCACUUUAGCUCUUAACCUUUCUUUCUUUCUUUUUGUUGUUGUUGUUGUUCUUCCUUAUGCCAUGUAAAGGGUGUGCUAUUAGGUAAGUCAUACGUGCUGCCCCAACGCGAACAAUUUUGUAAACAAAAAUCUUUUGGGGGAUUGCCUUAACCUUACUGUUAGGGCACUCUGUUUGGCCUCAGGAGCAUCGUACAUUGGUGCACACUGGACCUUCUAAAACCAAAGUAUGGCGUCGGGGGGGUUCGCACAAAGAACGACCAUCACUUCAGCUUUCUCCUCGGUCUGGUCUUUCUCAAGAUCCCGCCCAAUGGGAAAACAAUUCCACCUGGUUAAUCUUUCAUUUAAUGAAAAUGAGAAUCACCUUUUCAAAUCAGCUCAGUUGCUUCUAUGUAACUGCAUCCUUCCUUGAUUUAUGACAGCCUAGGCUGGGCAGGUAAACCUUAUGUUAGAAGUGAGUUUAGAUCAUUUUCUUUUUUUGGGAGGGGGGCUAUUAUUGUAAAUAAAAUGGACUCGAUGACAUUUUAGA
This is a messenger RNA of Notechis scutatus (mainland tiger snake), 2642 nucleotides long. RefSeq lists its product as uncharacterized. Gene Ontology annotation, molecular function: RNA binding. The record is from RefSeq and is a predicted model, not a curated record. NCBI's taxonomy places the organism in Eukaryota, Metazoa, Chordata, Lepidosauria, Squamata, Elapidae.